Molecule: messenger RNA, 933 nt
Organism: Bipolaris sorokiniana ND90Pr
Lineage: Eukaryota; Fungi; Ascomycota; Dothideomycetes; Pleosporales; Pleosporaceae
Exons: 2
Coding region: 213-638 (141 amino acids)
Biological process (GO): polyketide metabolic process
Source: RefSeq, a predicted model, not a curated record
AAAGGACCGAAAAGCGCCUACUAAGCCGUGUUCUCGCUUAGCAGGCGCACACUCCUCAUAAACGACCUCUGUACAACGUUCUCGUAGAUUUCUACUAGUCUAUCCUGAAGUUAUUACCUAGACUUUGUACUCCCCGUGUAUCCGCCAAGGAAAUCUAUUAUACCGCCACAAAUCUGCCUCAAAUUAGCAUCUACUCACUCCAGACUUAGACUAUGCCUCCCAACAAUCUCCCCCACCUCGCCCGCUUUAUCGAGUUCAUCAACUCGGGCGACGCGACCAUUGGGCAAGAAGUCGUAUCCGAGUCGGCCCUUUUCCACGUGCCCUUUGGCCCUGAGCCGCUCAAAGGGCUAGACGGGUACAUGCAAAUCCUAGGUAUGAUGCGGUCUGCAUUCCCGGACAUUAGCUGGACGCUGCAAGAAACUAUUGCCGAAGGCGACAAAGUCGUCGCGCGGUUUGAAACGCGAGGGACGCACCAGGGCGCGUUUAUGGGCGUGCCGGCGUCAGGAAAACAGAUCUGCAUGACGGCACUUAAUAUUUACCGGUUUGAGGACGGCAAGAUUGUGGAGGAGAGGGGACAGCCGGAUAUUUUUGGAUUGAUGGUUCAGAUUGGUGCGGUGCCUAGUGCGCCGCCGGCUUGAAGUUGAGGUGGAAAUGUAGGUACAGUAACUCGUAUCUAAACAAUACAAGUCGCCACUAUAGUGUCUUGUAACACUCGAGACAGGAAUGUAUGUUGUGUGGAUGUAAAGAAAGGAGCCAUGUCGCGCAUACUUUGGCAUACUAUUUUGCAGCCGUUCAACAUACGGUUACUUGCAUCGCCGGAUAGUCGUAUAACCUUAAGCUAAGCGCCUGUUGGGGUGUAUAUCUAGAAUGUCAGCUUCCUGCAAAUGGGUUGAGAGCCCGGGUCUUCAGCCACAGUGCGCGGCAAGACCGCAC